AUGGCUGGAAGAGCACCUCUUGUCGUUCCUGCCCUGAAGACGCACACCGCGACUGUGAUCGUUGCUCACGGGCUGGGUGACUCCGGCGCAGGAUGGAUCUUCCUCGCAGAAAACUGGCGCCGACGCAGCAAGUUUGAGGAAGUCUCGUUUAUCUUCCCGAAUGCGCCUAAUAUUCCCAUCACUCUGAACAUGGGCAUGAACAUGCCUGGAUGGUACGAUAUCAAGUCCCUUAGCACAAUCACCGACCGCGAGGAGGACGAAGCCGGCAUUAUAAAAUCCCGCGACUACUUCCACUCCCUUAUCGAUGCCGAAGUCGAAAAGGGCAUCCCCGCGAACCGAAUCGUUAUUGGCGGUUUCUCUCAAGGAGGCGCCAUGUCACUGUUAUCUGGCGUCACAUACAAGAAUCAGCUGGGAGGCAUUUUUGGUCUCAGUUGCUACCUGUUGCUGCAGAAAAAGAUCAAGGACAUCAUCCCUACCGAGAACCCCAAUCAAGGCACACCCAUCUUCAUGGGCCAUGGAGACGCCGACCAAGUCAUUGCACACAAGUACGGCAAGCUGAGCGCCGACGAGCUCGCUUCUCAUGGUUAUAAGGUCGACUUCAGGACAUACAAGGGUCUUGCGCAUUCCGCAGAUGCAGACGAGAUCGACCACCUCGAGGCCUACCUUAAGCAGCAGAUUCCUGCGCUCGGUGACAAGUCUGAGCUUUGA
Didymella exigua CBS 183.55 is the source of this 708-nucleotide messenger RNA. Its product is annotated as acyl-protein thioesterase 1. The record is from RefSeq and is a predicted model, not a curated record. Gene Ontology annotation, biological process: protein depalmitoylation. The coding region runs from base 1 to 708 and encodes 235 amino acids. Lineage: Eukaryota; Fungi; Ascomycota; Dothideomycetes; Pleosporales; Didymellaceae. The transcript is spliced from 3 exons. Gene Ontology annotation, cellular component: cytoplasm. Gene Ontology annotation, molecular function: palmitoyl-(protein) hydrolase activity; carboxylic ester hydrolase activity.